AUGGCGGGCUCACUAGCCAUUGCGCCUCUUCCGGAUUCAGUCCGCGCUCAAAUCAAGUCCUCUGUCGAGAUCACCUCCCUUGCCAGUGCCGUUGAAGAGCUCCUGCGCAACGCGUUGGACGCCGAUGCAGAUGUCAUAGAGGUUGUGGUCAACUUCAAGAGAGGGUUCUGUUCCGUGACCGAUAAUGGCAAGGGAAUUCCGGCUGCCGAAUUCGGGUCUGGUCGACAACUUGCGCGGCCUUAUUGCACUUCGAAGAGUGGCAGAAGCGAUACCUACGGAAAGAACGGCCAGGCCCUAGCAAGCCUCUCAGCGCUGUCAAUUGUCCAUAUCGUCUCGCGCGAACGCGGCUCCCUGGCCCACAAUAUAUUGCUGCACCCGUCCCGAACAACGUCCAACAGCAUAGACUUGACUGACACAGCACAAGAGAUGUCAAGCCACGGUACUAAGGUCAUCAUCCAUAAUCUCUUUGGCAAUUUGCCAGUUCGGUUCAAAGCCCAGGCAGCCAGAAGCAGUAACCACGCCGAAACCGUGAAACAGUUCCAGGAGCUGAAGAGGCGUCUGGUCGGCUAUCUACUUGCCUCACCUAAGCCCUUUACACUGAAACUGUCUGUUCAGGGGACCGAUUUGAUGUACAAACAUAAGACCACACCCACAGGCUCUGCUCAGGGGAGUUUCUCUGCAACAAAAAUGCAGAGUAUCUUCAAGCAGGCUGCUCUGGUCGACGCUACGCAACAAGGGACUUGGAGACUUGCCUCUGCAAAGACCUGUGGUAUCUCGAUACGAGCCGCAGUCUCGACUGUUGCCAGGCCCUCAAAGCACUCUCAGUUUAUCUCAGUGGGUAAGCAACCGAUACCUUGUACGGGUAUCGGAGCACUCUUCUAUGACAGGGUCAACCGGGUCUUCGAGGAGUCUCAAUUCGGUGCUGUCUACGAGACAGACGGUGUUCGUCAAGGGCACUCAGGCCGCACGAUUUCGCCUAACCCUACACAGGCAAGCCGGCGUGGCAAGCUGGUCAAGGGUGUUGAUCGGUGGCCUUCCUUCUACAUCAGAAUUGACACUGGGUCCCGUGACCUUGUGCCCAAUGUCCUCUCACUCAACGAGUGCGAGGACGCCUCGAGUAACAACAUCCAAUAUAUCCUUGGUCUUUUGACUGUCCUUCUGAGUCAACUCCUUCAGAGUCUACACCUCAAGCCAAGAGAUCGAUCGCAGGCAAAGAGGACGGAUAUUCGACGGCGUCAUAGUGCAGCACGGAAAUUAUCACGGACAUCAAGCUUUGACACCUGGACCCGAACCAGAUCUGCAUUUCCAACGGAAGUCGAGGACCUAUGCGAGGGCUUGCCGUUCCACAAUGAUCACGAAUUGGCGCAUUCGCAUGCACCGUUGGACGCCGAUGUACAGUUGUUGCUCGAUGAUAUGGAACUCGAUAGUGAACCUUCAACACCCAAUCCCACGACGUCCGGUCAAGACGAUGUGGUGGCUUGUGCCAUCGAUACGACAGAGCAAGACGCAGUGAGUUGGACGAAUCCCAAGACAGGACGAUCCGUCCUCCUCAAUGGCAACGGUUUCGUUGUGCCUGCUGCGACCCCUCGGCCUCAGGGACAAGACUCGACCAUUGCUAAAGUCCAGCGCUGCGGGCAUACGGACUCUCGUCGCUGCACAGUCAACCAACGGUCGAGCACUAAAGAAAUCGCCGAAAGACUUCGCAACUGGCCCGUCAAGACAUUUGCGUCGGAUGCGGAAGUCGUUGUACCAUCUCUGUCUGCAAUGUUUAGGACCGACCAUGCCAAAUCUGUUGUCCAGCAACCAACCAUCGAGCAACUCUUAUCAGCCAGCAACCUUGCUUGUGCCAAGGUACUCGGGCAAGUCGAUGAGAAAUUUAUUCUGGCGCUCGUGCCUAGCACAGAAUCAGAGCCCAAUUUAGUCCUUAUUGAUCAGCAUGCCGCCGAUGAACGCGUCAAAGUAGAGCAGUUGUAUACAGGGCUGUGCUCUGAUGGUAUCGUUGCCCUCAGAAAGCCUUUGAUUCUUGAGACCACCGGUGAUGAAGCCCGGCUGUUCGAUGAAGCGCAAGCAUACUUUGAUUCAUGGGGUCUGCGAUACCAACAAAGCGAGGCCUCCAAAAACAUCAUUCGCGUCUCCCAUCUACCGGAAGUAAUAGCCCAGCGAUGCCAGCAAGAGCCUAAGAUCCUUAUUGGUUUGUUACGAAAGGAGUUGUGGACCGAGCAUCGACACGUUCCUUUGGCAGAACAACCCUCUGAGCCAGGAUGGAUCAGCCGGAUCGCGCAGUGUCCCGCUGGCAUUGUGGAGAUGAUCAAUUCUCGAGCAUGCCGAAGUGCCGUCAUGUUCAACGACGUGCUGACGGUGGAUCAGUGUCAAGAACUGGUUCGGCGGCUCGCGUCCUGCACCCUACCUUUCCAAUGUGCCCAUGGUCGACCGAGCUUGGCGGUAAUUUCCAAUCUUGGAUUCACUGGUAUUGGAAAGUGGGAGGACACGAGCGAUGAUUUUGGAGAGGCCUGGAAGCGUUGGACAUGA
Messenger RNA from Cyphellophora europaea CBS 101466, 2529 nucleotides. RefSeq lists its product as uncharacterized. Bases 1 to 2529 code for a protein of 842 amino acids. Gene Ontology annotation, biological process: mismatch repair. The transcript has a single exon. Gene Ontology annotation, cellular component: mismatch repair complex. The record is from RefSeq and is a predicted model, not a curated record. Gene Ontology annotation, molecular function: ATP-dependent DNA damage sensor activity; ATP binding; ATP hydrolysis activity. NCBI's taxonomy places the organism in Eukaryota, Fungi, Ascomycota, Eurotiomycetes, Chaetothyriales, Cyphellophoraceae.